ACAAGCGACCUGCAUCACAAAUCCUACUCCGCCACUCUCGUCGCGGCCGCCUAGGUGCCAACAAGCGGCGCCACAAGAACCACCACGCCCGGCCCCGAUGGAGGACGGCGCCGGCAAUGGGGUGGCCGUGGCUGCGGCGGCGGCGGGCUGGAACUUUGCGCCGAACAAGGCCCUCCUGGGCCUGACGGCGCUCUCAGUGCGCGGCGUGCUGAACAGGGUCAAGGCCGGGAUGGUGGCCGACGGCGGCGGGGCCCGGCCGGUGGUCCCGAUGGGGAACGGCGACCCGUCGGCGUUCCCGUGCUUCCGCACCGCGCCGGAGGCCGUGGACGCCGUCGCCGGCGCGCUCCGGUCAGGGGAGCACAACUCCUACGCCACCAGCGUCGGCCUGGAGCCCGCACGAAGGUCCAUCGCGAAGUACUUAUCCCGUGAUCUGCCAUACGAAUUAUCACCAGAUGACAUCUACCUCACAAGCGGCUGUUCUCAAGCAAUUGAGAUAAUCUGCUCUGUUUUAGCUCGUCCUGGUGCCAACAUCUUGCUUCCAAGGCCUGGAUACCUGUUCUAUGAGGCGCGUGCUGCUUUCAAUGGCAUGGAAGCUCGGUAUUUUGAUCUUCUACCUGAGAAGGAUUGGGAGGUUGAUAUUGAUGGCGUCCGAGCUCUUGCUGAUGAGAACACCGUUGCCAUGGUCAUUGUCAACCCAGGAAACCCUUGUGGCAAUGUCUACACCUAUGAGCACCUGGCCAAGGUUGCCGAGACCGCGCAGAAGCUUGGCAUAUUUGUAAUCACUGACGAGGUGUAUGCUCACUUGACAUUUGGGGAGAGGAAAUUUGUGCCCAUGGGUGUGUUUGGGACAGUGGUUCCUGUGUUCACACUAGGGGCGAUAUCAAAGAGAUGGGUGGUGCCUGGAUGGCGGCUUGGAUGGAUUGUUACCAGUGAUCCUAAUGGUGUAUUUCAGAGGACUAAGGUAGUUGACUGUAUCAAAAGCUACCUUGAUAUCUCCUCUGAUCCUCCAACAUUUGUCCAGGGAGCAAUUCCAAAACUCCUGGAGAACACAAAGGAGGAAUUCUUCAACAGAACUGUUAAAAUUCUUAGAGAAACUGCAGAUAUAUGCUGGGAGAAACUGAAGGGCAUCAAUUCCAUCACAUGCCCGAGCAAACCUGAGGGUUCCAUGUUUGUAAUGGUGAAAUUGGACCUAUCCUGCCUGCAAGGCAUCAAAGAUGACAUGGACUUCUGCUGCAGGCUGGCAAAGGAAGAAUUAGUGGUUCUUCUGCCAGGAUGUGGUGUGGGAUACAAGAAUUGGCUCCGGAUCACCUUCGCAAUUGAUCCAUCUUCUCUAGAAGACGACCUUGACAGACUCAAGUCCUUCUGCUUGCGACACAGCAAGCCGGCAAAGUGUUAUGAUAAGCUCAUCGGUUCCUUGCAACACAAGAGAAAGAAAUUGUUAUGAACUUCUAGUGAUUUAUGAUACGGCACCAUCUUCAGUCGGAGAUGAUAUCUUUGAUGCGCUAGGUCCUUGGUAAGCAUUGGACUCGGCUUUUAUCAAGUCAUCAUUGAGCGCCGUUGCAACAUGUCGUCGCCCUCAGUGGCUGUAGGUGUAACACAAAUUUUAGGAAUCUGAAGUGUACAACGAAUAAACAAGGGACUAUAUGAGAAUUGUCAUCUGAUUAUAGCAUUUAUUUGACUCUUUCUCA
Messenger RNA from Panicum virgatum (switchgrass), 1688 nucleotides. Its product is annotated as nicotianamine aminotransferase 1-like. Gene Ontology annotation, biological process: amino acid metabolic process; biosynthetic process. Gene Ontology annotation, molecular function: pyridoxal phosphate binding; transaminase activity. Bases 98 to 1444 code for a protein of 448 amino acids. The record is from RefSeq and is a predicted model, not a curated record. The transcript has 7 exons. Lineage: Eukaryota; Viridiplantae; Streptophyta; Magnoliopsida; Poales; Poaceae.